Molecule: messenger RNA, 2198 nt
Organism: Adelges cooleyi (spruce gall adelgid)
Lineage: Eukaryota; Metazoa; Arthropoda; Insecta; Hemiptera; Adelgidae
Product: sodium/potassium-transporting ATPase subunit beta-2-like
Exons: 7
Coding region: 119-1075 (318 amino acids)
Biological process (GO): intracellular sodium ion homeostasis; intracellular potassium ion homeostasis; sodium ion export across plasma membrane
Cellular component (GO): sodium:potassium-exchanging ATPase complex
Molecular function (GO): ATPase activator activity
Source: RefSeq, a predicted model, not a curated record
UUAAUCAAAAUAUUUGUGUAGCUUCAGUUGAUAGUUUGUUGAACACGCCUUGAAUUGUUCUGUAUUCUUUUCCGAUGAACUGACUAUUAAGUUUAUUCACUUUACAAAUCCUCGCAACAUGCAGCAUUACGGCAGCAAGACCAAUUUCAUUGGCAUUGACAAUGACAAACGUCACAUGCCAUUGUCCAAAAGAUUCAUCAUGUAUGCCUACGACAAGGAUACUGGUGAAGUAUUUGGGCGUACACCCUCCAACUGGGCUCAAAUAGGAUUGUAUUAUACAGCAUUUUAUCUAUCGCUUGUUGCCAUGUUUUCUGUGGUACUAUGGAUUUUCUUUCAAACAUUAGAUCCACGUACGCCAACAAGACAAUUGGAACAUUCAUUGAUAGGCACAAAUCCAGGCUUAGGAUUUAGACCUAUGUCCAAUGAAACUCAUAGUACUUUGAUUCAUAUCAACAGUAAAUCCGUUGAAGAAUACUCUGUGUGGAUGAGAAGACUCGCUGACUUUUUAGAUGUUUACAAGAAACCCGGUUUAACACCAGGAAGAGGUCAAAACAUAGCUACAUGUAAUUACGAAAACCCGCCUGGUAAAGGAAAAGUGUGUGAUGUCGACGUUAAAGCAUUUGAGCUAUGUACAGAAGAACAUAGAUUUUAUUUUGAUCGACAAGCACCGUGUAUAUUUUUAAAACUCAACAAGAUUUAUGGUUGGAACCCAAUUUUCUAUGAUGACCCUAACGACCUUCCUUCAGAUAUGCCAGAUUGGCUACAAUUCCACAUCAAAAACAUAACCAAUCCACAUGAAUUGAAAACUGUAUGGGUGUCUUGUGACGGAGAAACUACGGCAGACAAAGAGCUUAUUGGACCAAUGUCUUAUUGGCCUAUUCCUGGAUUUCCUGGAUACUUCUUUCCAUUUGAAAACUCUGAAGGAUAUCUCAGUCCUCUGGUCGCAAUGCAUUUUAGGAGACCAGCAAAAAGCAUUGUUAUAAAUAUACUGUGCAAAGCAUGGGCAAAGAAUAUUGUUCAUAAACAAAAUGGCGUCAACAGAGGAUCAGUGCAUUUUGAACUCAUGAUUGAUUAGGUUCUUAAUAAUUAUUUAAGAAUAAUACGACCCGUAAGAGUUUUAUCAUAACAAGUAAAUUUUUGACAUGUUUUGAAUAAUAACAUACGAUUUUUAACAAUAUUUCAUAUUUUAGAAAUUAUCAUAAAGGUAUACAAUUUUUAACAUUUUACUCUAUAAAACAGUAUUAUUUAUUAACUAGGAAACAAAAUAAAAAAAUAUUAUAAAAAUAUCCACAAAAGUGUAUAAUCAUUUUCUUCUAUAUUGUGCAAUUGAGUUCUUUUUCUAAAACAUAAAAACAAUUUAUUAUAUACUUAUAACAUUUCCAUUGUAUAAAGUUUAUAUUUAAAUUUAAUGUUUUGUGUGUUUUACAACUUGAUUUAUAAUAAUUAUUAUUCUUGUAUACAUUUUUUUUUAUUGCCUAAUUGGCAUGUAUUUAUGUUACAGUCAGGAAUUGAAACAAUAUAUUGAAUUCCAUUCCAACUUUGCUGCAGCAAUAUAUUGUUUCAAGUUACCCUAUUUCGACAUUGACAGAACAAUAUAAUGCUCUAGGUUAUUAUUCCGUUUCGACUACAGUGAAAACAAUACAUUUCAAGAAGUAUGGCAACAUCGACAGAGUAAUCAAGAGCAUUAUUAAAAUUAAAUCGUUUCGUUUGAGUAGGAAUGGAGUAAUCUGAAACAAUAUAUUGUUCUAUCAAGGUCAGAAUAGAGAAAUCCGGAAAAUAUAAUAUUCCAAUAAAUUGUUCCGUUUCCCUAGCUAUAGUGUAUACCUUCCAUUAAGUUGUUAAGAGUAAUAUUUAAGUUUUAAAAAUGAAUCUUAUUAAGGUAUAUCGAUUUACUUUUAAUAGUUUUUAACUGUUUUUUUCGAUAAAACAAAUAAUAAUUAAUUUUAAUCUCGUUUAUGUACACUACUCUUAAAUAAUAAUUAUAUAAAUGGUUGUAAAUUGAACACUAUACCAUAUUUCCCUUUUCUCAUUAUUGUAGUUUUUUUUAUUAUUAUUUAAAAUAGUUAAUUUAUAACAUUAAACAAUAUAUUUUAUACUAUUGUGAUACAUUUUAAAUAUUUUAUUUAUUUUAAGUUAGUUUUUAACAAAAUAAGUUUAAUAUAUUUAACCUACGUGUUCACUAACAUUAACAAUAACUC